ACCGAGCAUAUACUCUCGUGGUCUCUCUGGAUUGCGCAGCCAUCUAGAUUUUUGUAGGCAGUACGGGUUCCAACUACUAUUGAGCUAAUCUUGGUCAGGAGUACAGGCAGGAGAUUCAGUCUGACAGCUAAGCUUUCCAGCACACAUCAACACCAUACGUUUGCGAAUUCAGCGGUUACAACUCAACUUCAACCUUUCGCCAUGGCGAAGUUCGCCAAACAAAUGUUUUCGGUGCUCGUUCUCCUCUCCCUCGUCUGCUUCUCGCAUCUCCCCCUCGCAUCCGCCGGCGCACCCAAACGCGUCGCUCGCACGCGACAGGCGCACGGUGAAUUCCGUCGUCAGCGCCAGCUGGCAGAAAAGCAGGACGGCGGCGCCUCGGCCCAGGGCCAAGAGAUUCCGAUUAAGUACUGGGGCGGGCCCGUGAUGACCGGAAACCCUUCCGUGAACGUGUACAUAAUCUACUACGGCAGCUGGCCGGCUGGGUCGGGGCAGGGCGUGAUUGGAAACUUUAUUCGGUCGCUGAGUGCGGAUUCGGGCCAGCAGGGGUCGGCGGCGGAUCCCAAGGUGAAGCAUUGGUGGGCGAUCAACGCGCCGUACUCUCAGGAGGCGGAUGGCGAGAUGAAGAAUGUCAGUAGAAAGGUGCGACUAGCCGGGAUUGCGUACGAUGACUACUCGGUGGGAGACAGUUUCGAAGACGGAACCGCUUGGGAAGUUGUUUCAAGCAAGAUCGGCGACGGAAAGGAGUUUCCGUAUGACCCCCAUGGCAUCUACUUGCUUCUCAUCAGCAAGGAUGUUUCCGACCCCGGAUUCUGUACCAAAUACUGCGGAUGGCACACUAUGGGUUUUAUCGAGUCGGACGCGGUGAUAUACUCGUUAGUGGGUCAUCCCGGGCAAUGCCCGGCCUGCGGGACACGGAGCACGUCGCCCAACGGGAAGCCUGCAAUCGAUGCGAUGCUUUCGACCAUCGCGCACGAGAUCGCAGAGGCCGCGACCGACCCCGACGUUGAGAGCGGAUGGUUCGACGAUGAGGGCGAGGAGAACGCGGACAAGUGCGCGUGGAGUUUCGGCGCCACGAAAACGUGUCGCGACAAUCGCGGCAAGACGUACGAGUACAAUCUGGUCGGGAUGAAGGGCAUGCGGUUUCUGAUCCAGCAGAACUGGGACGUGCUGACGAACACGUGCGUGAUGCAGAGGAAGUAAUAGGGAGAGGAGGAAUGGCGAAACGCGGACGGCGUGCCUCGCCUCAACGCCCAAGUGUAGAGCUGCACUGCGCGUGCGCAUGAUUUAGAUGAGCAGGAUCGAGUGGAGGGUGCGGUCAUCGUCAGGCUCUGAAUCUGAUCCUAGGAAAUUUCUGCUGAAAUCCCGCCAUGAAGAUUAUUAUAAUAUUUACACGGAGUUUACCAUGUAAG
Closterium sp. NIES-67 is the source of this 1409-nucleotide messenger RNA. Lineage: Eukaryota; Viridiplantae; Streptophyta; Zygnematophyceae; Desmidiales; Closteriaceae. The record is from the annotation of a GenBank genome assembly.